Molecule: messenger RNA, 1000 nt
Organism: Anoplophora glabripennis (Asian longhorned beetle)
Lineage: Eukaryota; Metazoa; Arthropoda; Insecta; Coleoptera; Cerambycidae
Exons: 3
Coding region: 157-681 (174 amino acids)
Biological process (GO): septate junction assembly
Source: RefSeq, a predicted model, not a curated record
UUGCUUUGGCAGCCGACUAAGAAGAGCGUCCACUCGCGUGAGCGCCACGAAAGUGCGGAGGAGAUUCCGUGUGUCGUGUCGGAUUGCAGUUCUUCCAAAAUAACCGUAAAAGUGGACAACGUCGACUCGCUGUACGAGGUGCCGAGGAAAGUGAAGAUGUCCGCCGAGGUGGAGAACAGCAAAGAUGAAGAGGUCAAAGUGCAGGCGGUGAAGAAGCCGCUGAGGAAGAAGAUCUUGGGGUAUUGGCCCGUUGGGAUUAAGGUUUUGCAGUUGCUCGUUUGUGCAGUUUGUAUGGGUCUCAUCUAUGAACCUCUGACCAGAACGAUUUUUACAAGAAUUCUCAUGCACCACAUUGGCGUGAUGUACACCUCCUACACCGGUUACAUGGUCAUCAACUGCGUCUUACUCGUGAGCAAAGCUCUGGGCGACAAAAUACCCUACAGGACGGUGGCUCUCUUUGCCAUCAUUGGAUCUGCUUUGUUCUUAAUAACAGGCAUGCUGCUAAUCGUCGAUACAAACGACUUUAUAAGAGACGCGACUAGACCCGAACGAGAUUACUCCGAUUAUGACGAGAGCUCCCUAAAAACUCUGUUCAAAAUCUCGGCUGGAUUCGCUUUCCUAAACGCCCUUCUCUUUGCUGCCGACGCAGCUGUUACCUUCAAACUUCAAGAUGACUUCUAACGAUAUGAUUCUAUCAGUUCACAACGAAUAAAAUCAUCUGGAGCAUACAAAACCUAGAAUAUAUGCGGGUAUACCGCAAGGAUCAAACUUGGGCCUGUUUAUAUUUUCGUAACUAUGAAUUCGAGUCACGACUCUUGUACGACAAAAAUUUUGCAUCAUAUUUAACUUUAGUUUAGUUUUUUUUAAUGAAUUUUACGUAAAUUUUACACCAUUUACUUUGUUUUUAGGGGUCGUUUUGGCCGUAGACAAGGUAAAGAUCUCGAAAGAUAACUUUUUCGAUCCCAACGUGCACUUAGGCAUUAUGAUGACAAUAUCCAUA